AUGUACAAGACAUCAAAUUUGAGUUCUGUGUUUAGUCCAAAUUCUUUGCAGCCUAGGAUGUUAGUGAACAGGUUUUCAUGCACAUUGAAGAAUCAAACUGUCAAAAUUGGACACUGCACAAAAGUACCUAGGAAUGUAAACAUGGAGAAACUUCAACAUGGUUAUUUGUUUCCUGAGAUUGAAAGACACGAGCUUCUUCAUUUAAAGAAGUAUCCAAAUGCAAACGUGAUAGACCUUGGAAUCGGUGACACUACAGAACCGUUACCGACACUUGUAACAUCAAGCAUGGUUGAUUUUGUUCGCGGCCUUUCAACAGCAGAAGGUUAUAAAGGAUAUGGACCUGAGCAAGGCGAAAAGGCUCUGAGAAAAGCAAUUGCUCAUAGAGUUUACAAAGAUCUAGGGAUAAAACCUUCUGAAGUUUUUGUUUCGGACGGUGCGCAAUGUGAUAUUUCUCGUCUUCAGCUGCUAAUGGGUCCCAAUUUGAAGAUAGCUGUACAGGAUCCAUCCUUCCCGGCUUACAUAGACUCGAGUGUCAUAAUUGGUCAUGCUGGCAAGUUUGUAGAUAGAAUUGGCAAAUAUGAAAACAUAGAAUACAUGACAUGUGGACCUCAAACUGACUUCUUCCCGGAUCUGCAUAGAACUUCGAGGACACAGCUUAUUUUCUUCUGUUCUCCAAACAAUCCUACUGGUCAUGCAGCAACAAGGAAACAGUUGCAGCAACUUGUGGAUUUUGCGAAAGUUAAUGGAUCGAUUAUUAUCUAUGACUCUGCAUAUUCUGCUUAUAUCACUGAUGAUAGUCCUAAAUCAAUCUUUGAAAUUCCCGGAGCCAAAGAGGUUGCAAUUGAAGUGUCGUCCUUCUCAAAAUUUGCCGGCUUUACAGGUGUCCGACUUGGUUGGACAGUAGUCCCCGAAGAAUUGUUAUAUUCAAACGGCUUCCCUGUUUUGCACGAUUUCAACCGCAUCGUGUGUACCUGUUUCAAUGGAGCAUCUAACAUAUCUCAGGCCGGGGGACUAGCAUGCCUUUCACCAGAGGGUCUUAAAGCUGUGAAGUCCCUUAUUGACUACUACAUGGAGAAUGCAAGAAUACUGGUCAAUGCUUUGACCUCUCUUGGUCUGACGGUUUACGGAGGUAAAAAUGCACCCUAUGUUUGGGUCCGUUUUCCUGGCUUAAAAUCUUGGGAUGUCUUUGAUGAAAUUCUUGAGAAUACACACAUAAUUACAGUUCCAGGCAGUGGUUUUGGUCCAGGUGGUGAAGGGUAUAUAAGAAUUAGUGCUUUUGGCCAGAGAGAGUCUGUCAUCGAAGCAUCGGAGAGACUCAAAUAUCUUCUCUACUAGGAGGGUUUCUAAUGCUUUUACUUCUGUUAGUUUCAUAAUCUAUUCAUAAAAUAAAGCAAAAUAACUACUAUGAGGCUUCACUACUUCUGCAAAAUGUAGUUUCAAGUUCUAUUUAUAAUAUAUUGUGUAUUUGUAGUGCAACAAAUAUGUGAACUAAAUCCUUCAUUGUCACAACAGAAAGUUACAGAACAAAUAUCAGGGUGAGUGGUAAU
Vicia villosa (hairy vetch) is the source of this 1547-nucleotide messenger RNA. Its product is annotated as aminotransferase ALD1, chloroplastic. The transcript is spliced from 9 exons. The coding region runs from base 1 to 1335 and encodes 444 amino acids. Gene Ontology annotation, cellular component: chloroplast. The record is from RefSeq and is a predicted model, not a curated record. NCBI's taxonomy places the organism in Eukaryota, Viridiplantae, Streptophyta, Magnoliopsida, Fabales, Fabaceae. Gene Ontology annotation, molecular function: pyridoxal phosphate binding; L-lysine:pyruvate alpha-transaminase activity. Gene Ontology annotation, biological process: systemic acquired resistance, salicylic acid mediated signaling pathway; L-pipecolic acid biosynthetic process.